Messenger RNA from Bicyclus anynana (squinting bush brown), 5895 nucleotides. It is a transcript of the gene LanB2, whose product is annotated as laminin subunit gamma-1. The coding region runs from base 60 to 4946 and encodes 1628 amino acids. NCBI's taxonomy places the organism in Eukaryota, Metazoa, Arthropoda, Insecta, Lepidoptera, Nymphalidae. The record is from RefSeq and is a predicted model, not a curated record. The transcript is spliced from 29 exons.
GCGUCAGUGCUCAGUCGACCAUCAGGCGUGUCGAGACGGGCUCCACGCGCUCCCACAAAAUGGCGCGGCCAUUCAUUUAUACAUACUUUCUAACAUUUAUGGUUAAUGUAUUAGCACAGGAUUACUACCAAACACCAAGCAUAGGAUCACAGAUAUUAGCCACAUGUUACAAUAAUGAAGGACAACCGCAAAAAUGUGUACCGGAGUUUCAAAACGCGGCAUACAAGCGGGCGAUUGAGGCGACGAGCACAUGUGGUGAACAUGGUGUCAUGACGUAUUGCAUUCAAACCUCGGCCGGCACUUCGACUCGGUCGUGCGAGUAUUGCAAGCCAGGGGAUUUCUCAAGUGACUAUUUAACUGACCUGCAUUAUAAGCAGGAUAAUCAGACCUGGUGGCAGUCUGAGACGAUGAAAGAAAUCAAUCCCACUAACGCUAUCACCCACGUCAAUUUGACUUUGCAUUUAGGGAAAGCUUACGACAUAACAUACGUGCAAUUGGUUUUCUACUCACCUCGGCCGCAGAGCUUUGCUAUAUAUAAAAAAGUCAGCGCGGAUUCUGACUGGGAACCUUAUCAGUAUUUCAGUGCAUCAUGUCGAGACUCAUAUGGAUUAUCAGAGCAACGCGCCGCAGAAAUCGGUGCAGAAACUAGACCUCUUUGUACUAGCGAGUAUUCGGACAUCUCACCUUUGUCUGGUGGCAAUGUGGUUUUCUCUACACUAGAAGGAAGACCAUCGGCUUAUAAUUUUGAAAGUAGCCCAGAACUUCAGGAAUGGGUGACAGCUACAGAUUUGAGGAUAACACUUGAUCGUUUCAAUACGUUUGGUGACGAAAUCUUCCAAGAUACCCAUGUGUUACAAUCGUACUGGUACGCUAUAGCUGAUAUUGUGGUCGGAGCGCGAUGCAAAUGCAAUGGACACGCGGCUAAAUGCAAUACUCAGUGCAGAUGUGAACAUAACACGGACGGCCCUGAAUGUGAAAGAUGUUUGGAUUAUUACAACGAUGCUCCUUGGGGUCGAGCUUUGCCUACCAAUGCUCACGAGUGCAAGGCUUGCAAUUGCAACGGAUUUUCGCAAAAGUGUUAUUUCGACAAGGAUUUGUACGAGAGGACUGGCCAUGGAGGCCAUUGUAUGAAUUGCACACACAACAGAGAUGGUGCUAACUGUGAGCGAUGCAAAGAGAACUACUUUCAAGGAGAUCAGGGCAACUGCACGGCUUGUAACUGCAACCCAACAGGAUCAAGAAACCUUCAAUGUAACGCUGAAGGCAAAUGUCAAUGCAAACCAGGAGUUACAGGAGACAAGUGUGAUUUGUGCGCCUCCAAUCACUAUGACUUCACGAACCAGGGGUGUAAGCCAUGUGGGUGUAAUGAGUACGGAUCCUUCUCCAACACUCCUCAAUGUAAUCCCGACACGGGCGUAUGUUUUUGUAAACAAAACGUUGAGGGCCGACAAUGUAGAGAGUGUAAACCUGGUUAUUUCAAUCUGGAUAUUGGGAAUGAGUUUGGUUGCACGCCAUGCUUCUGCUUCGGUCACUCGUCACAAUGCAGCCCAGCACCCAAAUACCAAGCCCAUGAAAUAAGUGCACAUUUUAUCAGAGACGCCGAAAAGUGGACCGCCGAAUAUAAUAAUCACACUGCCGCCCCAUUAAAGUUUAACGCAAACAUGCAAAAUAUAGCUGUAUCGUCUAAGGAUUCAGAAAAAAUCUACUUUGUGGCUUCAAAGCAGUUCCUUGGUGAUCAAAGACCUUCUUACAACCACGAUCUUAAGUUUUAUUUACGUUUGGGUGAGAAUAGAGGGUACCCUGAAUCCCAAGAUAUAAUUCUGGAAGGCCCUCAUACUUCAGUAUCUUUACACAUUUAUGGACAAAACAAUCCGGAACCUAAUGAUCAGGAACAAGAAUAUGUAUUUCGGUUACACGAGGAUCCCAGAUACGGAUGGACACCGACUUUGUCCAACUUUCAGUUUAUGUCAUUGCUUCAAAAUUUGACUGCAAUUAAAAUAAGGGGCACAUACAACAAAUACGGCACAGGUUAUUUAACCGGGUUCAAACUGGAUACAGCAGAAAUCGGGAGAGAGAAGGGAUCAGCUCCCGCUAACUGGGUGGAGAAAUGUUCAUGUCCUGACGCCUACGUUGGCGACUACUGUGAGGAGUGCGCCCCUGGAUAUAAACACGAACCAGCGAACGGCGGCCCAUACUCUGAUUGUAUACCCUGUGACUGCCAUGGACAUGCCCAUAUCUGUGAUACGGCGACAGGUUUUUGUAUAUGCAAACAUAACACUACUGGAAGUAACUGCGAGCUCUGUGCGAAGGGUUUCUAUGGCAACGCCAUCGCUGGAACACCGGACGACUGUAAACCAUGCCCUUGUCCUAAAGACAGCGGGUGCGUUCAGUCCAGGGAUCAAAGCAUUGUCUGUACCGACUGCCCAUCUGGAUACGCAGGUCCUAGAUGUGAAAUAUGUGCAGACGGUCACUUUGGUGAUCCCACUGGUCAGUUUGGUCCACAGACAGAAUGUCAGGAGUGUCAAUGUAACGGCAACGUUGACCCAAACGCUGUGGAGAACUGCAAUAGGACUACUGGAGUUUGUCUCAAGUGUAUUUAUAACACUGCCGGGGAACAUUGUGAUAAGUGCUUGAACGGUUUCUUUGGCGAUGCACUCUUACAAAAUAAUAAAGGAGACUGUAAGCCGUGCGAAUGCCACGAGGCGGGUACAUUGGAGAGCUCCGACGGUUUACCUCAAUGUGAUGGACUCACCGGGUAUUGUUCGUGUAGGCCUCACGUUAUUGGCAAAAAUUGCGACACGUGUGAGGAUGGUUACUACGACAUCCGAUCGGGAACAGGAUGCAAAACAUGCGAUUGCAACGUUGAAGGAUCAUACAAUGCAACUUGUCAUCCAGUUACCGGGCAAUGUUACUGUAAGCCUGGUAUUGAUGGUAUCCACUGCGACCGCUGCCAGCAGCAACACUACGGGUUCUCGGUGGAGGGCUGCAAGGAUUGCGACUGCGACGUGAGGGGCUCCAUGUAUUACCAGUGUGACAUGGACGGCCAGUGCAAGUGCCUUAACAACGUCGAAGGCAGACGUUGUGAUAGGUGUAUGGAGAAUAAGAAACGCCGUGCCGAUGGAAAGGGCUGUGAAGAAUGUCCUGCUUGUUAUAGUCUUGUGCAAGAUGCGGUUACUCAGCAUAGAAAAGAAUUAAAAGAAUUGGAUGAUAUACUUUCGAAAAUAUCUAAAGCCCCAACUGUUGUUGAAAAUGCUGACUUUGAAAAAGAAUUACAGCGUGUUAAAGCGGAAAUAGAAAAAUUGAUGCAAGAAGCGCAGGCAGAGCUUGGUACCGGGCCCGGUUCUAAUAUUACCAACAACUUAGCCGAUCUCGCUGAUAGGCUGGCUGAUAUCCGAAAUAUGUUAUUCAAAAUUGAAGAUGAAAGCUAUGAAGGUAAUGAGUCUGUAGAGAGGAGCAAAGGUAAUGUUUCCAAAGCUGAAGAUACAAUAGAAGCUGCACAAAAGGAAAUCAAUAGUGCUUUGGAGUAUCUUGAUGGAGAAGGAGCAGCCGCUUUAACCAAAGCACGCAAUCGAUCUGACCAAUUCGGAAAACAAUCUGUAGACAUGUCUGCGUUGGCAAAGGAGUCUCGUUUGUUGGCCGAAAAAUUAGAAAACGACGCAAAGAAUAUUAAAGAUAUUGCUGAUAAAGCUUUAAAUACAUCCCUUACUGCAAACACUAUCGCUAAAGAUGGAAUAACAAAACAAGCUAACAUAAGUAGUGAGGUUCAAAUCUUAGCGAACGAGUUGAAUGCAGCGGCUGGAAAGUUAAACAGCCUGGCAGAGUUAGCUGACCAGGCAUUGAAGCGAGCUAAGACCGUCUAUGAUGAAGCUUUGGGACUUUAUGCUGAAGUGAACACUACUUUAUUACCAGAUAUUAAGCUUAACGAAUUACACACGUCUGCUGUGGAAAUGAAUAGAACUAUUGACGAGAAAACAGCUGAAUUGGAUCAACUUAUGAGUGACACUGCAGAAACGCUUCAGUCUUUAGAAGACGAAAUUAGCCGAGGAAAAGAUCUUUUGAAGCAAGGUCACGAAAGACAAGAUAAACUGUAUGACUUACUAGGUCAGCUCGAUGAAUUACGAGCCCAAGCUCAAAAAGAUGUAGAGCUCACUAAUGCUACUCUAAAAGAAGCAGAUGAUAUCUACAAAACUCUCAAGGAAUUUAGUGAUCAAGUAACGGAGUCCCGGCAGCUAGCUGAAAAUGCAGCUUUAGAUAUACCUGGAGUACAAGAGAAGGUAGCAGCUGCAGACGCCAGCAUAACCAGCAUUACUGACGAAUUAACAGCUGCUAGUGAUAAAGCUAAAGAAGCCAGGGACUUGGCUCAACAAGCCCAACAAGAAUAUGCUAAUAAGGCAUCCGAGGCAGCACAUGAAAUUCGGAAAGAUGCUUCCCGAUCUAAGGCUGAAGCGCGUAGACUCCGAGACGAAGCUGAAAAACUAUCAACUCGAGUGCAGGGCACUGCUAAACAAAUCAAAGAGUUGGAGAAACAGGCAGGUGAUAAUAUGCAGCUUACGCGUGACGCUAAAAUGAAGGUAGGUCAAGCCAAUACCGACGCUCGUGAGGCUGAAAAACAAGUGUCCAAAGGGUUGGAAGAUUUGAAAGUAAUUAUGGACGAACUACAAAACUUACCAACUUUAGACGAUGCAGCGCUUGAUCGAUUGGAGGAAAGUUUAAGAACAGCCGAAAAUUCUCUGCGGUCAGUGGACUUAGAUGGCAAAAUCAAAGCCUUAACUGAGGCUAAGAGCAACCACCAACUAUGGAUUAAUCAAUAUAAAGAUGAGCGCAAUCAUCUUAGCAGCGAGGUUGAUAAUAUCGAGGCCAUCUUUAAUCAAUUACCAGGUGGAUGUUUCAAGAAGAUCGCCCUAGAACCGACUGAAGGGCCCAGUAGACCUGCUAGCUUUAGAUAGUGAAUUGCAGAAUUUUAUAAUAUGGCAAUCAAGGAUCAAAAGACAAUAAGUUUUAUAUCUAUACUCAUGGUAGUUCACGAUACUGUACUACACAACACAAAUUGGUAGGCACGUCAACUUUAGACUGAAAUCCUUAACAAUCGAGAAACUUCAACAGAAAGACUGUUGAAGUUUCGGAAGUAUGUCCAAAAAAACACAAUACACAAUAAAUAUAUCGUCAUUCAGUAACUUAAUAAUCAAUUAAUAAUAUAGGUACCUAAUUUAUAUAUAUUUUUUUAUUUAAAUAAUUCUGAAAACAUUGCUAUUCACACAGCAAAUAAUUAUUUAAAUAUUCUGGAUCAGGCGUAGAAAUAAAAUAAUCAUAAAGCUUAUUUAAAUGUUACUAGCGGAUGCCUACGCUUUCGUCCUCGGUUUUAAUAAAUAUAAUCUUUAUUGAUAAUUUACUGUUUAAAGAAUUCCGAAAUUAAUUAUUGGAACUGUUCAAUGAUUUUUUUUUAUUGAAAUCAGAGUAAAUAAUAAUUUUGUAUUAAAAAUAUGUGUUCUUAGUAUCAGCAUUUAUUUUCGCAUUUUACGUUCUUAAUUAGUCGUUAUUUUAUAGAGUUUUUUUAAACCUUACUAUACAUUAUUUUGUGAAGUUUAAGUUAUAAUUAUAUAGGUAAUUACUUACUUUAAACGGUGCCAUAUAUAUUUGGUACAAAUUGUAAAUAUUCUUAACAAAUACAAUUUAAGUAUUGAACUCACACUUUGAUAUCUAUUAUUUUUAUGAUACAUGAUAAAUUAAGUAAAUUGUCUCCCAAAAUUAUUACACGCAUUUCGCCAAAGAAGAAGAAUGACAAGAAAGGUGUACAUUGUAGGAUUAAUAUUAACAUUUUUUUAUUUGACCUAUUGAAGAUGAAAAAAUACAUUUCACUGUAGUUUAUUUAUUUGUAAUAAAACAAAGAAAAAGGAA